Molecule: messenger RNA, 5942 nt
Organism: Uranotaenia lowii
Lineage: Eukaryota; Metazoa; Arthropoda; Insecta; Diptera; Culicidae
Product: ubiquitin carboxyl-terminal hydrolase 20-like
Exons: 7
Coding region: 396-4031 (1211 amino acids)
Biological process (GO): protein deubiquitination
Molecular function (GO): cysteine-type deubiquitinase activity; zinc ion binding
Source: RefSeq, a predicted model, not a curated record
AGAGCCAUCACAUCAGCUCAUCCAACCAUCAGCAAGCAAGCAGCCGAACCGAGGGCCUUCAAAAUUAAUGAAAUCGAAGCAUAGAGCUGCAAAUUUUGCUUGGUAGUUUUGUACUUGCGUUUUGCUGUCUUGAUUUUUCUCGGUGAUAAUGUAACUGUUUGGUGUUGAAAAUGUCCGAAAACUGCAGUGAUAAGUGUCGUCUUCGGUGUGAAACAAGUAUUUAGAACAAAAAACUGUUGGCAGGCGCAGGAAUUGGAAAUCAAAGGAAAAUAGUUCCAACUAGUUCAGACGAGCCAUAAUUGGCGAUCAAUUAGACGAUACUUACUUGGCGUGUGUGUAUAAACAGUAGCCAUACUCUCCUCAGGAGGGAACUACUCUAUCCGGACACUCCAACGAUGUCGUCUCGUGGAAGCAGCGUCGUUGGGGGCCCUAGCGGCGCAACUGUCAACAAAUGCCCCCAUUUGGACAACGUGGUACAAGUAUCGCUGGUGGAGUUGUGCAAACUCAAGAAGGGAGAACCAUGUACCGAGUGUGAUGCAAACGGGCCAAAUCUGUGGAUUUGCCUGCAGAAAAACUGUCUCCACAUCGGUUGCUCGGAACAGUACAAUGACCACAGUACCACCCAUUUCCAAACGAAUCGUUCCCAUUGUAUUCAUAUGAAUCUAUCUUCGCAACGGAUUUGGUGCUAUCUGUGCGAGUUUGAAGUUUUCUUGAGUCAACUGCAGCAAAUUCGCCGAACGUCGGUGGUGAGCAAUGACUCCAGUGACACCAGCCGUUAUUCCAAUAGCGAAAAACUCCUCAUGUACGGCGAUCGGUACGCUGGCGGUGGCGCGGAAUCUUGUGAUAGUAGCUGUGAGGAUGACGAUUUCGAAAGGCAGAAAUGGAAGGGUCUUGUUGGAUUACAGAAUAUUGCUAAUACGUGUUACAUGAACGCUGCACUUCAGGCCUUGAGUAAUAGUCCACCUUUGACGGGCUAUUUCUUGGAUUGUGGCUCUAUUUUGGAAACUGAUUUGUUGGGUAAUCAAGCGACAUCGAAGCCAGGUCUGGCCAAGAACUAUCAUAAGCUGAUUAAGGAGAUGUGGUGUCGAAACCGUCGCUAUGUUGUGCCAAGUAACAUUCUCUAUGGAAUCCGUAUCGUUCAUCCAAUGUUUCGAGGAUAUCAGCAACACGACACACAGGAAUUUUUGCGGUGCUUCAUGGAUCAAUUACACGAGGAACUGAAAGAGGUUUCUAUGCCUCCGCCAGAUAUGCUUUCGUUGCAAGGACGUGACUCGGACGUUGGAGAUGAUCAUUCACCCUGUCCGUCGCCGUCUCCCUCACAAUCAGAAGCCGAGUACGAAACAUGCGACAGUGGUGUUUCGGAGCAAUCGAGUCUUUCAGACGAUGUGUCCAUUAAUAACAAACGGACUCGCAAGCUGUCCAGGUCGCCUAGUCCCAAUGCAACGAACCAAAGAAAUGUUACAUCCAACAGUCGCCAGCAGUCUCCGAUCGGAAGCAACCGCAGCAAUUCUAGUAGCUGCGGAAGUAUGUCAUCGAUGCAACAGCAACAACAACAGCAGCAACAACAAUCACCACAGCAAGGGUCCAAUAACGAGUCGCAGCAACAACCUGCCAAAGAAAAACCACCAGAGCGUUCCAUAAUCAGUGACAUUUUUGAUGGAAAACUUUUGUCGUCGGUUCAAUGUUUGACCUGCGAUCGAAUUUCGACACGGGAAGAGACAUUCCAAGAUUUAUCGCUGCCUAUUCCGAACAAGGACCAUCUUGCGGUUCUGCAUCAAAAUCAUCCCACAAUGCCUCCUCCCACUAACAGUCACCCUCCACCAAUGAGUAACGCUACAGGCGGAAUCACGUGUUCAGAUGCUGUCUACCCAGUUACGCGUGGAGGCUUCCUCUGGUGGGUUUUCAGUUGGAUUAGAUCCUGGAUCUGGGGUCCCGAUGUUAUUCUGCACGAUUGCAUGGCCGCUUUCUUCAGCGCCGAUGAACUGAAGGGCGACAACAUGUACAGCUGUGAAAAGUGCAAUAAGCUGCGCAAUGGAGUCAAAUAUUCUAGAGUACUGGCGCUACCUGAAAUGCUGUGUGUACAUUUGAAACGCUUCCGGCACGAUCUGUCGUACAGCUCCAAGAUUUCCAGCCCGGUAAAAUUUCCUCUUUAUGGGUUGGAUAUGCGCAACUAUCUGCAUCGAGAUUGUAAAUCGGAAGUUACGACCUACGACCUGUGUGCGGUAAUUUGUCACCACGGAACGGUCGGCGGUGGACAUUAUACCAGUUUUGCCAAACAUGACCCCACUGGUAAAUGGUUCGAAUUCGACGAUCAACUCGUGACGCAUGUCAAUCCGGAACAGGUGAAGAACUGUGAGGCUUACGUGUUGUUCUAUAGGAAGAACAAUAGCAAAAUGACGACAAUCCGGGCACAGGCCAGCGAUUUAAUUAGCAUUCAGGAGCACGCUUCUGACAUCAGGUUCUACAUCUCCCGCAACUGGUUGCAUCGGUUCAACACUUUCGCUGAACCAGGACCCAUCGACAAUUGGACGCUGCUAUGCCCACACGGUGCUUUUCCGCCCAACAAAGCUCCGUAUCUGUCACGACUGGUGGUACCGAUACCACAAACCCUUUGGGAUUUCCUGUACAAAAAAUUCGGUGGUGGCCCGGUGGUCAACCACAUUUUUCCUUGUCACAUUUGCAAGAAGGCUGCCGAGUCGCUAUCCCGCAGACAGCGAGCCGAAUUGGAAGCAUUUACCGCUUGUAACGAUGAGUAUCAGUACGAGGACACCAUCUACGCUAUCUCGAUGGCUUGGUUCCGCCAAUGGCAGUUGUUCGCUAAGGGCGUUACCACCGAGGAGCCGGGACCAAUCGAUAACAAAAUUAUUGCCAUUCCGGGUGAUUCCAACGUGCCGCUGCGUGCUGUGCGCCAGGGUUCCGAUUACGCCCAGAUAAACUGUACCUUGUGGCAUUUCUUUUACGGCAUUUACGGAGGUGGUCCUGAAAUUGUUCUCCGCGGGAAUCCGGUCCCACCGCCGGAACCGAGAGUGCAAAGACUUUAUAAGGAGCGUGAUGUAGAACCAAUGGACAUCGGUGAUACUGGUCCGCCUUCGUCGAGAUCUUCGACGAUGACGAGCGGAAAGCAGGACUCCGCUAUAGAAGUGACGAUCGACGAGCCGUCGAUGAGUGCCUCGAACACUCCUUCCCAGCAAAAACCACAGAAGAGUGUUUCGUUUGAGGAUAGCGAAAGUUAUAUGGAAAAUGACGGUAGUGGUGAUUGUACCGUGGAAUCGUCCCGAUUGAAGCGGAAACAGUUCAAGCAGCAGAAGGAAGCAAAGAAGAAUGGCGAAGGUGACGGUAAUGAAGGCAUGACGACCAUGUAUCGGCGUAUGAAACACAACAAACAUCAUCAGAGUGGCAGCGAUGAUGGUUCUCUGGAGCUCGGUAACAAAAAGGAACGCCGGCAUCGAUCUGGAAUGAAAUCGAACGGGUUCUUUGGACCGGAAGGUAAAUAUCAAUCGGCCAAUUCGGAAGCAUCCGGCACCAAGGACCUCCCUCGGAUUGCAUCUUUUUCACAAAUGUCAUCGGCCAAUGCUGGUAAUUUGUCGGAGUCCACGAUGACCGAAAACGAACUAACCGCCACCAAAUCGGUCGAUGAAAUUAUGCCCCUUUUGCAUCAGGCAUCUCUGGGCAGUAGCAGCCAUAUGACAGCCGACGAGGAAAUCGGGGACGACAGCGAUGUAAACGAGGAUACCAUGUCGCCCACUUUGUCCGGAUCGUCAACCGGUAAGGAACGUUCUCGGCACCACAGUGGAAGUGGCAGCGGCCGGAAAGGCCACCAUCGAACGGGAAGCAGCGCAUCCGAUACUGGCCCGACGACGAGUGAACGUGGUUUAAUGUCUUUCAGCCGUAAGAAGUUGAAAUCUAAGUACAUGAAAAGUCGUGCGGCCAAAGGUGGCGUGGUGAUGGAUGGAACCAGCGGACAGAUAACGACCGGUGCCGGACUGGUGGUGGGUACAGCUAACGGGAAUGUUACCGAUGGAGAGAAAUGAGAAAAGCAUUCGACUCGGCGUUUUCGCUUUCUAUCGUUUUCGUGAUAAUAAAUUUUCUUUUUGUUAAAGAGAUAGGAGAUAUAUAAGGAUUGGAAAGAUGUAUUAUUAGUUACAUUGUUCAGUUGUUGCUUAUGAUCAUGAAUAUGUUUACUUAUUGGUUUAGCUUAUAAGCUAUGAAAGCAUUUUUUUAUCUAUUCUCAUGUCAAAUUAGAUCAUAAUGAAUAUUGGACGUCAACAUUAGGAAACUUAUCAGAAGAGAUAAAAUUAUGCGUUUUUUCACCUAGUAGGUACAUAGUUGAAAAAGUUAGUUUUUUGUUAAACAUCCCAGGUGAGGUUGCCCUUUUUUGCUGUCCUCUAGAGUUCGUGUAUUCUUUAAGAACGUUUUAUAGCUACUCGAAGCAACAAUUUUGCUUAACAACGAGAACUUGCUUAAAUCUGGAUAUUCUUUGGUUCCAUAAAAAAAUUUAAACAACUUCUACAAAAUUUGGACAACAAUUUUUUUUCUAUGAAAAACGUAAACAUCAUCUUGAACUUUAUAAUCCUGAACUUAAUAAUUUACCUUAAUGACUUUUUAACUAAACUUCGUUGCUUGAGCUUUUGAGGCACUUAUUUUGCAAAUUUCAGAUCAGGGAUUAUCAUUUGAACAAUUCGGUUUCAGAAAAAUAUUCUAAAAUUCGUGCAUCUCUUUAUGCCAAAAUCAGUUCGAGAAAUAAUAAAGAAUGUACAUUUUACAUUUACCCACUUUCAACAUUCCGCCGCAACGAGCAGCGCUUUAAUGUUCUUGCUUCUAUGAAAUUCGUAGCCUUAAAUGCCUAGCUGAUGAAAUAUGUCAAUCACUUGCUGAAAUGAAUACUUACCUAUGUUUAAUUCCUGUUUCUAAAGAGGCUUUCUAUUCUUUUGACUGCAGUUCCUAUCCUAAGACCCACAUAUUCUCAAAAAAUAAAUAUGAUUGUUUCUUAAUAUCAAGUAUCUCUGUAGAUGAAAGAUGUAAAAUCAACUCCAGGAUCAUAUUGCGUUACCAAUCGCGGUGAAGGUCUUUUUGCUUUUGAUAGCUAACGAUAUCUUAGCACAUUCGCUUCUUCAAUGCUUUGCAGGGAAUGUCUUUUUGCAAGGGUUUCCUGGAAAGUCGUCGUUAAUUUAAGUUUCCAAUGGAAGGGUUCAACUUUACAUCUCUACUUAUUAUACAGAGCAAAUUGAUCUUAUUCAUUGAAUAACAUGUAUUUUUGUAGUUUUUAGUAGGUGUUCGUACUGGGAAGUAAUGCAAGCCAUAGUCUGUACUAAUAGAGUGAUAUGUUUUUAAUUGUAAGUUAAGAUCAGAAAGAGUCGUUUAGUUACAUUUAUACGUUCAUCUACAAAUCUGUUCAAAUGUUGUUUAGCGAUAGUUUGUUAUGACCAGAAAGUUAAACGUUGAGUAUGCGGUCUGGAUAAAAAGCAAUUGCCAAUUCGGGUCCCUCGAUUAGAGUGCUGGGACCCCGGGAAAUGUACUGUGUAUUGUACAUGGUCAAAUCAUUUUAAAUUCUGUAUAAGCAGACACCAAUGACAAAUAGUAAGAUAUUCCAGUUUUUGCCAAUCAUUCAAUUCAGCAAAUAUUAUAUAGAAUACUUUCUCAACUUUGCUCAUCUAGAAUAGUAAGGAUUUUUCAUCAUCCUCAUUGAUGAGAUUUAUUAGAUAUGUCCAAGUUCUAAACAGCAGAAAUCCACACAUACCUUCAACAAAACGUCAUUUACCUUUUAAAUAAACUAUUUAAUUGUGCACCGUCGAACGUUUUGCUUCACCAUCAACAGUUACCCGGCAUUUUGGACAUUAUUGUAGGCUUUUAUGGAAAGAAUUCUAUAGAAAUCCGCUUAAUGGUAUACAGUUCGAAUAUACUUUUUGACCAAUAAAAUAUGCAAAAUAAAUUUAUUCGAAAGU